AUGAUGAGACAAUAUAAAUGGUGGCUAGUUAGUUUGGUUUACACUAUUGUUUUUGUUUAUUUAUUAAAUAAUGUUAGUGAUAUUCAGAGACAACAAAAACUAAAGUUGCACCAAAAACAUUUAAAUGUUGUUGAUUUGAAUAAUAAUAAUAAUAAUAUUAAUAAUAAUGUAUCAUUGGAAAAAACAACAAGUAGUAAUGUGACAGUCGUGACAAACCCCUCUUCUACUCCCUCUACUCCCUCUACAUUAUUAUCAUCAUCAUCUUCUUCAACAUCCUUGUCAAAGUGGGAUCAAUUGAUUGACCAAAGUUUGAUGAAUAAGAGUACAUUAUUUAUUUGUGGUAAAGAGUUUGGACAGACUUCACUGUUGGCAAGAAAAUAUUAUUGUGGUGAUAGUGUUGGAUGGACGGAAUGGACAAGUGACGAGUCAUUGUUGGAGCAAUCAAACGGACAAGUAUACUUUGGUGCAGAUGUAUCUCACAGGCUCUACACCAACUCACAUUCUCCCAAGACUAGGGAUAGGGAUCCAAUCAAGAUUGAUGAACUUGCAUCGAGAGCUGUCAGAGUGUAUUUCAAUCUAGAACCACCUGAUUCACCCAUCUACUCUGCUUGUGAUCGGUCAGCUCGGUGCAUGGGACUAUUCAACUGGUCAAUCGGAUGGCAAGAUCGCGAUGUUAUUAAAUUACCUGUAUUCUCUAGAAAUGGAUUAUUGUCAUUGGAAGAGUCUGGAGCGGGAGGAUAUGAUUUUAAUUACUAUAAAGAUUUACAUUCACAAAAGAGUCAUGAUAGACUUGUCUCAUGGAUGGCAUACUCUUGUAGUAAUGAGACGACUGACAAGCCAUUCCCUCGAACUCUCUAUGUCGGAGAGUUAAUGAAACAUUGCAAAGUUGAUAGUUAUGGAAGAUGUCUAAACAACAAGGAAAUGCCGGUUGGCGGAGACCGCAACUCUCAAAAUGCAUCGCUUGUCAAGAAAGAGGUUAUCUCUCAAUACAAGUUCUACCUUGCAUUCGAGAAUACCAAUUGUCCAGGAUACAUUUCCGAAAAGAUAUUUGAGUGUUAUGUGGCAGGAGUCGUUCCAGUCAUCUCUGCACACCCAUCUGUGCAUCGCCAACUGCCACCCGACUCUUACAUAGAUAUGGAACAAUUUGAUAGUAUCGGGGAUCUAGCAGCCUAUCUAAACUAUCUCAAUUAUAAUACAGACUUGUACAGCAGUUUUUUCAAUUGGAGAAGAGAUCCUGAAUACAUCAAACAAUGGAUCGAUUCAUUCCCAUCGACCAGAUAUGCAACCAUUGCUUGUCAACUACACAAACAUUAUCUAUCCUCAUUCACUACAACAGUUUCAAACAAACAUCCUUCUACUUUUACUCCUCCAACACACCCAUCAUAUUCCAUUAAAUAUGAUGCCAAGGAUGCCUCGUCAUGCUACCAACCAUUUGGUCUAGAAGACUUUCAAGUAAAUUGGUGUUAUCUAUCAAUCUUUUUCAUCGUAUUUGAUUAUGUUUUCAAUGUAUAUCUUAAUAUUAGACAAUCUAGAAAGUUAAGGAUCACAAAGAUACCUCCUCAACUCGAUGCUUACGAAAUAACUACUCCUGAUCAAUUCAUCAAAUCACAAGAUUAUGGUUAUGAUAAACUUAUAUUUUCAACAUUCCACAUGACAUUUGGUGUUGUAACCAAUGUACUUUCAUUUAUGUAUGGUUUAAAUCCUUUAGUAUGGAAAUUAUCAAAAUGGAUUCUUAACAAUCAUAUUUAUGAAACUGAUAAUGAGAUUAUAAUUUCAAUUGCAUUUUUGUUUAUUUAUUCAUUAUUCAAUACUAUUACUGAAUUACCAUUCAGUUUGUACAAGACAUUUGUUUUGGAAGAGAAACAUGGAUUCAAUAACACUACAAUUGGUCUUUUCAUCAAGGAUACCAUUAUUUCAUUGUUAUUGAUGGCUGCUAUUGGACCAAUCAUUAUUGGUGUUAUUGUUUAUGUCAUUCAAGCAACUGGUCCAUUGUUUUGGUUAUACACUUGGAUUGUAGUAUUUGCCAUUUCACUUAUUAUGAUGACCAUUUAUCCAACACUUAUUGCACCAUUAUUCAACAAGUACUCACCAGUUGAAGGAGAAUUAAAGGAAUCAAUUUUAGCACUUGCCAAGCGUGUCGAUUUCCCAGCCACCAAAUUGUUUGUCGUCGAUAAUUCAAAGCGUUCUGGUCACAUGAAUGCCUACUUUUAUGGUUUCUUUAAAAACAAGCGUAUUGUUUUGUACGACACCUUGAUCAAGGAACUUGAAGAAGAGGAUGUCCUUGCUGUACUUUGUCACGAGUUUGGACAUUACAAGAUGAGUCACACUCUUAGAUUAAUGGCACUACAACAAGUUUACAUUCUUGGAUUCUUUUACUUGUUUGGUCUCUUUAUGAACGAUGUCAAACUUUUCAAUGAUUUUGGAUUCCACCAAGAGACACCAGUUUUCGUUGGAUUAUUAUUGUUUGGUCUCAUCUUCCAUCCAGUCUCUCAAUUAUUCUCUUUUGUUGUUCAUAUUUUCUCUCGUAAAUUUGAAUAUGAAGCAGACAAGUAUGCAUUUGACUUUGGAUAUGAUUUAUCAAAUGGUUUGGCUAAAUUACAUAUUAAGGAUAGUUCUUCUUUAUUGGUUGAUACAAUCGUCUCGAUUAUAUUAAAUCAUUAA
This is a messenger RNA of Cavenderia fasciculata, 2661 nucleotides long. It is a transcript of the gene zmpste24, whose product is annotated as CAAX prenyl protease. The transcript is spliced from 8 exons. Lineage: Eukaryota; Evosea; Eumycetozoa; Acytosteliales; Cavenderiaceae. Gene Ontology annotation, biological process: CAAX-box protein processing. The record is from RefSeq and is a predicted model, not a curated record. Gene Ontology annotation, molecular function: fucosyltransferase activity; metalloendopeptidase activity. Gene Ontology annotation, cellular component: endoplasmic reticulum membrane. Bases 1 to 2661 code for a protein of 886 amino acids.